This is a messenger RNA of Bacidia gigantensis, 1314 nucleotides long. RefSeq lists its product as uncharacterized. Bases 1 to 1314 code for a protein of 437 amino acids. NCBI's taxonomy places the organism in Eukaryota, Fungi, Ascomycota, Lecanoromycetes, Lecanorales, Ramalinaceae. Gene Ontology annotation, molecular function: cysteine-type endopeptidase activity. Gene Ontology annotation, biological process: proteolysis. The record is from RefSeq and is a predicted model, not a curated record. The transcript is spliced from 6 exons.
AUGUCUUAUUACCCAGGCCAAGGUCAGCAGCAUCAGGGUUAUCCGCCACAGCAGAAUUACGGAACUCCCCAACCUCAAUAUGGCUAUGGCCAACCACCGCCGCAACAAGGAUACGGGGGCCCGCCUCCCCAGAACUAUCCUCCUCAAAAUGGCUAUCCGCCUCCACAGCAAGGUUACCAAGGAUAUCCGCCUCAACAGCCGUCGCCCCAACCAGGAUAUGGCGGAGGCUACGGUGCGCCAUCACCGUAUGGAGGACCACCACCGACUGCAGGCCAAGGUUACGGUCCACCCCCAUCAGGAGGUCCUAUGUACAACGGCCGACCAGGGCAAUCACAGCGCCCCCCUCCCCCACCUCAAGGAGCCCAAGGCUUCGGUACCGGAGCUCCUCAGGGCUAUAACUUCGCAUAUUCCAAUUGCACAGGCCGUCGAAAAGCUCUUCUCAUUGGUAUAAAUUAUUUCAAUCAAAGGGGCCAGCUAAGAGGCUGUAUCAACGACGUCAAGAAUAUGUCUGGCUAUUUGAAUGGGCAUUUUGGCUAUGCCAGGGAAGAUAUGGUCCUCCUUACAGAUGACCAGCAGGCUCCCAUGAGUCAACCUACAAAGGCGAAUAUUAUUCGUGGCAUGCAUUGGCUGGUCAAGGACGCGAGGCCGAACGAUUCCCUUUUCUUCCAUUACUCUGGACAUGGUGGCCAGACUGAAGAUCUCGACGGCGACGAAGACGACGGCUAUGACGAGGUCAUCUAUCCCGUCGACUUCCGCCAAGUUGGACACAUCGUGGACGACGAGCUCCACCGCAUCAUGGUGCAGUCAUUGCAGCCUGGAGUGCGACUGACUGCAAUCUUCGACUCAUGCCAUUCUGGCUCCGCUCUGGAUCUUCCGUACAUCUACAGCACGCAGGGCGUGUUGAAAGAACCUAAUCUUGCCAAGGAGGCCGGCCAAGGAUUGCUUGGCAUCGUUUCUUCCUACGCCAGAGGCGAUUAUGGAGGCAUGGCGUCGACUGCAAUGGGCUUCUUGAAGAAGGCGACCAAAGGCGACGAAUCAUAUGAACAAUCUAAACGUACCAAGACCAGCCCUGCUGACGUCGUGAUGUGGAGUGGCAGCAAAGAUACCCAAACCUCUCAGGAUGCCCAGAUCGGUGGCCAAGCCACUGGCGCUAUGUCUUGGGCUUUCAUCACUGCGCUUAAGAAGAACCCACAGCAAUCCUACGUUCAGCUACUUAACAGCAUCCGCGAGGAAUUGGAAAAGAAGUAUACGCAGAAGCCCCAGCUGAGCUGCAGCCAUCCGCUGAGUACGUCGUUCCUGUUUCCUUACUCAUGA